AUGGCUUCUUCUUCAUCAGCGUCCUCUCCCAUCCCACAGAUCUGGCGAAACAUCUCCUCGUCAGGAAACCUCCAGCGCAAACGAGGUACUGCCUCUUGCACGGGCACAGGCACCAGCAUCAACCCCAACACGUCGUCGAACGCUGCUGGAGAGGACGCCGCCGCCGCCACCUUCAAUAGAAACAGAAACGGGAUCAUGAGACCUUCACCCAUUCCGUUGGCCGUCUUGGGUGGCUCCCCCAUCAACGGGCGAGUAUCCCGAUUCAGCGAGGACCUCGGGGAAGACGCGGCCGGCCCCAACAGCAGCUGCGGCGGCGGCAGCAGCAGCAGCAGGAGUAGACCCGGGAUCACCAUCGUCGAAAACCCGGCCCCAAGAUCAACUGAGCGACAACCUCCCUCGCGGGCACCGAGCCCAUAUAUCGCCGCCAAAGAAGAUGCCGGCAGUUGGAGCACGCCGGACCAGGACCAGGACCAGGAUCAGGAGUGGGAACAGGCACGGUUAGACGCCUCCCAGGGUGGAAGCGGGUGGGCAAAGGCGUUUGACGGCCUCCGGCGCGAAUGCGAGCGGGCGUUCGCAGGCCUGUUUGACCGGCUUCGACCGGCUCAACGACCUCGCCGUCAAUUUCUUGGUCGCCGCGUGGACCGCUGUGGACUACGGCUGCACCACCAACAACAUGGCCCCCAGACAUGA
Molecule: messenger RNA, 690 nt
Organism: Fonsecaea nubica
Lineage: Eukaryota; Fungi; Ascomycota; Eurotiomycetes; Chaetothyriales; Herpotrichiellaceae
Exons: 1
Coding region: 1-690 (229 amino acids)
Source: RefSeq, a predicted model, not a curated record